Paramecium tetraurelia is the source of this 1191-nucleotide messenger RNA. RefSeq lists its product as uncharacterized. The record is from RefSeq and is a predicted model, not a curated record. NCBI's taxonomy places the organism in Eukaryota, Ciliophora, Oligohymenophorea, Peniculida, Parameciidae. The transcript is spliced from 4 exons.
AUGGGAAAAAAACUGGCAGGUGGGAUAUUUGGUUAACUCAGUUAAGUAUAUAUCAAAGUCAUAAACUAAAUUUAUUAAUGUAAACGUAAUUAUAUAAAGUUUUUACGUAAUGUGGAUAGUGGAGGAGGAUCUUACGAUGGAGAAAAUGGCUUUAAGAAUGGGAAGUGGAUUGAAAUAAGUGAGGGGUCUUGUGAGAAUGAAUUAAUAACGCAUAGUGGGGAAUAUCGAAAUGGUAAAAAAAUUGGGAGAUGGGAGACAUUUUAUAAAGAAUAUUAUGUUAAUGGUUUUACUUUUCAAGCUGGAGGAUCAUAUAGUGAAGAAGGGGAUGGCUUAAAGAUUGGAAAAUGGAUUGAGUUAGACGAAAACUUUUCUAGAUUCUCCUAAGUAAUCUAUAAAGGCGAAUAUCAAUUUGGCCGAAAAAUUGGGAAAUGGGAAAUUAAAUCUUAAAUGGAUUAGAUGUAAAGAAUUAAACAUUAAAAAUUUAGAGGUGGAGGAUAAUAUGAUGAGGAAGGUUAGGGUUUGAAGAUUGGAAAAUGGAUAGAGCUAAGUCAUGAUUUUUCUUAAGACUUAUAAGUAUUUUACAAAGGAGAAUAUCAUAUUGGCAAAAAAAUUGGGAGAUGGGAAAUUGAAAAUGAAAGGAAACAGAUAGGUGGAGGAUGUUAUGACGAAGGAAGUAGUGGCUUUAAGGUUGGGAGAUGGAUUGAAUUGUGUGAAGAAAGUAAAAGUGAUUCAUUAAUAACUAUUAUUGGUGAAUAUGAAAAAGGGAAAAAAAUUGGAAGAUGGGAUAUUUGGUAUUAAAACUACGCUAAGAAUAAAUUAAUUGGUGGUGGAUUAUAUGAUGAAAGAGGUCUGAACAUUAAGAUAGGGAAGUGGAUUGAAUUAAGCGAUAGAUUCACAUAGGACUAGAAAGUCAUUUAUAGUGGUGAAUACAAAAAUAAUAUGAGAUCUGGGAGAUGGGAUAUUUGGUAUUAGAAAGAUAAUGAAUUUUAAAGAAUCGCUGGAGGAUAAUAUUAAGGCGAUAGCAUUAAGAUUGGGAAAUGGAUUGAGUUGAGUAAAGGAUUUAGGAGUAACAAUUAGCCAUCAGAACAAAUAACUUAUCAUGGUGAAUAUAAUAAUGGUAAAAAAGUUGGUAUAUGGGUUGCAAUGAAUCUAAACUGUAAGAAGCUUAAAGAAUUGAAUUAUAAUAAUUGA